Molecule: messenger RNA, 2664 nt
Organism: Syngnathus acus (greater pipefish)
Lineage: Eukaryota; Metazoa; Chordata; Actinopteri; Syngnathiformes; Syngnathidae
Product: transcription factor jun-D-like
Exons: 1
Coding region: 166-996 (276 amino acids)
Biological process (GO): regulation of cell population proliferation; regulation of cell cycle; regulation of transcription by RNA polymerase II
Cellular component (GO): transcription regulator complex
Molecular function (GO): RNA polymerase II cis-regulatory region sequence-specific DNA binding; transcription factor binding; DNA-binding transcription factor activity, RNA polymerase II-specific
Source: RefSeq, a predicted model, not a curated record
AAAAGUCCAAACUGCGUUGGCGCGCCAGCAUUGCUCGCAUCCAGCUGCAAGUAGCGGAAGUACGAGUUGCUGCUCUAGAAUUCGCCCCGAGGCUUGUUUGCCAGGUUAUGGCCAAGGCACAGCGCUAAAUGUGUUAAAGAGAAAAAAAACGCUUCCAAACGAACGAUGAAGAAGGAUAUUAACUUGAGUCUGAGCGACGCAGACAUGAAGCCUCACAUUCGCGAUGUUGACGGCAUCCUGUGCUCUUCGGACUUGGGGAUGCUCAAACUGUCCUCGCCGGACCUGGAGCGGCUUAUCGUCCAGUCCAACGGGUUGGUCACCACCACUACCACCACCACGUCGAGCAGCUCCCACUUCCUUUUCCCGAAGCCUGUCACGGACGAGCAGGAGUUCGCCGAGGGCUUCGUCAAGGCGUUGGAGGACCUGCACAAACAGAACCUGAGACCGGAGAACGGGACUUUGGAUCUGGGUGCCACCAUCAAUAUCGUCCCGGUUACGACGCAACUGGAGCUGCCGGUGUACACGAACCUCAACAGCUACGGCAGCGGGCCUUUGGGGACCACCGUCAACUACUCCACGGACACUGUGUCUUUUCCGCCCCCCACCCUGCAGCCGCCUCACCAUUUCAGCGGUGCGCCUUCGGCGGAGCUCUCCAGCCGAGUGCAACCGCCCAAGGAGGAGCCCCAAACGGUGCCGGAUGUGCAGAGCUUCGGGGACAGCCCACCGCUAUCUCCCGUCGACAUGGAGUCGCAAGAGCGGAUCAAGGCCGACAAGAAGAGGCUCCGGAAUCGGAUUGCUGCUUCCAAGUGUCGCAGACGCAAGCUGGAGCGCAUCUCCAGGCUGGAGGACAAGGUGACGACGUUGAAGAACCAAAACACCGACUUGGCUUCGACGGCCAACGUCCUCAGAGAUCAGGUGGCCCAGCUCAAGGAGAAAGUCCUCACACAUGUGAACAGUGGCUGUCAGCUGCUACCACACGAGGUCCAAGUGCACUAGAGCUGCACCGCAACAUCGAUGCAUUUGUGGCCAAUCAUAUUUGGACCCUAUUUGUUGAGAUUUGAAGGUCCCCAUUCCCUUGGCGAAGUAUCAAUCACCGCUCAAGACAGGAAGGACCUCCGAAGGACCCUUGUUUCAUAAACACUCAUAAAUUGACAGUGUUGUCUCUGGACUUCAAAUAUCACAAGGCAGCUCUUAUUAAUCAAAUGUGGAUUUUUAAAAUAAGACACUUAUCAAAUAUCCGGUCAGACCUCUCGUAUUGCUCUGUGCACUUGGGAGAUUGGCUUUGCCGAUGUUCAGCACCAACGCAAUCUUCUCAAAUAAUCAACUGGAAAGCAUUACAGUUGUCCAAGGUGCCCAUACUGAAGUGUGUUUGUGUGCAUGUUGUUGACAAACUGGAAUGUAACCAAAUGUUGAGUGUCACAUUGUGCAAUUAAUUAGCUGUGUCAUGCAGUUUUCAAGUUUUCUAUUUUGGGAUCUCAUCGCAACCUUGUUAAUACUGUAUGGUGAAAUAAAUUAUGCUCUAUUAAAUACUGUAUGUUUCAUUUUGUAAACAGUAAUAAUUAGCUUGGCCCUACUACUGACGUCACAACCCUACGCUUUCCUCUGCUGCCAUCUGCUGGUCGACUUUUACAUUUUAUUCAUGCCAUUAUAUAAUAAGAGCCAUUAUUCCAUUUUCUAUAGCGUUUGAUGUCUACAAAAAUACAACAGCACACUUUGAGUUAGUAAUGCUUUUAUUGUUUUACCACAAAGUACAGAUAAAAACACGACAGCAUAUUCUUGAAUUUUACUGGCCCAAAUUGAAGGGAGGUGGGUGGGUGGUUGGGUCGAAGAGGCAGUGAGACAAAACUUCUAAACCUUGUCGAGCUGGAUGGCAAUUUAUAUAUUUUUUAAGUUACUGUAUUGCUUUGUAACUGAAACAUUCAUUCACAAGAAAGCCUGGUGAUAUGAAUGCAGACAAACUGUAACAUGGCUCUUUUGUUGUUACCAGCAUGUUUUUUUCCUCCCCUAUUAUUUUUUUUUGCAAGCCUGAGUCCAUCGAACACAACCAACAUAUAAGAGUCAAAGGUACACUUUUUUUUUUUUUUUACACUUGUGUUUCUUUUUUUAAGAGAGGAAGACAUGAGAUGGGGUUAAGGGUCAUAUUUUAAACAGUCACCACCAAAAGGACACAAUUAGUCUCCUUGGUUCGCCUUAAUUAUUAAAAUAAAAAAUCUUCACUCGCUCUCUGAUUGAAACAUUGUUUGACAUAAGAAAAAAUGCAUACCUAAAAAAAAAAAAGAUAGAAUUGGUUGGUGAUAAAUUGGUUGGUGAUUUUUGCAACAUCUCCGCAAAGCUGCAUGAGAAUAAACUGACCGGGAUACGAGGGAGGGAGUCAAUCGCACACAAACCAUCCAAACAAACUUCACAAUAAAGACCUGAUAGAUGUAUAUAAUACUACCUUCAUAUAACUUAUCUUUUGCAAUUAACUUCCAGAAAUGCAUACCUGGAUAUAUAUAUAUAAUAUAUUGCACAAUAUUCAUAUAUAAACAUCUGAAAUAAAUACAAUUAAAAUGCAAUUUUGUCUCCUUUGUCUAUGUCUUGUUCUUCAUUCACCCAGUGCUUGAUGCAGCAAAAUAAAAGCAACACCACAAUACAAACAAAAGUUGCAGAAAUGUAAAAAAAAAA